Molecule: messenger RNA, 4962 nt
Organism: Anopheles coustani
Lineage: Eukaryota; Metazoa; Arthropoda; Insecta; Diptera; Culicidae
Gene: E2f1
Product: transcription factor E2f1
Exons: 7
Coding region: 1047-3380 (777 amino acids)
Biological process (GO): regulation of transcription by RNA polymerase II
Cellular component (GO): RNA polymerase II transcription regulator complex
Molecular function (GO): RNA polymerase II cis-regulatory region sequence-specific DNA binding; DNA-binding transcription factor activity, RNA polymerase II-specific; protein dimerization activity
Source: RefSeq, a predicted model, not a curated record
CGAAAAGGAAAGACGUUCUACAGGAGGUUCGUAGACGACGGAUAUCUGUGCAACGUAGUUAGUGAGAUAAGAAGAAGAAGAGGCGCACCCGUCACCACCUUCAUGGAACCUUAAAUUGUUGCUUUGGUCCAUAGUUUUUCUGCCAAUCGGAAUAUAUUUAUUUCUGUGUCGCCAAGAUGCAAUGAACAUUUGCGUUCAGGAAAGCUUGUUUUCUUCGAACGCUGAUUGAUACCUACUUCCCUUAGAGGACGCAAAGUAGAAGAACCCGGCCGGGAAGAGGGUGUGUGGCGUGAAAAAAUAGGCGAAAGUGGGCAGUGGCGGUCGACUGCGCGACCGAUAAUGGUUACGGUGUGUGAUGAUGGUGGAAAAUUAUAACUAGUGCAACAAAAGGAACAGACGAACGCAAAAACCCGCUCGCCGCCGCCCGCCGUUGAGGCCAAAAAGAAGAACAUGUCUGAAUCAGAAAAGUCAAAUCGAGCGUACGGUGUGUGUGCAUAUGCGGCGUAGUAGAAAUUGUUGAGAAGUGAUUGAAGAUUUCAUCAUCGAAAGUGCCAACGGUGCACGCACCAAAUUGCUUCGGAAGCAAAAAGGCGGAAGGAUCCAUCACCGCAAAGCAGCCCAGCCCCGGCGAAGGGCACACGGGACGUAAUUCAGCAGAUAGGGCAGACACUCCCGCACGACAUGCGAUUCCGUCGAAAACCGUAAUUCUAGAAGUAACCGGUUGCCUUUGAGGUUUGAGGGGCAAGGAAAUUGGAUACAAACACUUUAUAACAAAAAAAGGUUUAUAGGGAAAAAUAUGCAUACGAUAAGUUGCCAUCCCUAGGACAUUACGUGAGAAGAAAAGUUCGCCCGUCCGUCAGAAACGUUUCCAUUUCUUCAAAAGUUUACCUUACCUCCCGCGGAUAAAUCUUCGGUGAUAUGCUUUACUGGACUCAGUGGUGGUAGCCAUUGUUGCACGUAUGACAUUCGCCAGCGACGUCGAGUUUCGUUAGCGUGGUUGUUCUAUUUGUGAAAACUGUUAGUGACGGGUCUGUGUGUGCGACAUAAUGUACGCAAAGCAGGGCCAUGCGACGGGUGGAAAAACUGCUACUGCUGCUGGUGGCAGGCAGAACAUAAAAGUGGAGUACCUCAAUGGCAGGGGUACUGGGAGUGCCAGUGAUGGCCCACUCAGCGGGGGUCGAAGAGCCGGUGGUAGUGGGGGGCCCGUCUACAGCAGCCGGAAGGCGUCAGUGGUCAGCAACGGCAGUGACGUAUCGAACGAGGACUACGAGGAAGUGAAACCGGAUCUGCAGGUCAGCUCGCACCUGCUAGAUCAUGGGUACGGGUGCGGAGUAACCUCCUCAUUUUCCGUCGGUUCACAGCAGAAUGCUGCAUCGCAGCAGCAGUCGAGCGCUAGACAUCAGCAGCUGUUGUCCGCGCAGGAGCGAGGUGGCCAUCAACAAUACAACGGAAGUAGCGGCAGCAGUAGUACCAGCAGUAGUAGUACUAGCACCGGUAGCAGUAGAAUCAAUUACAUCAAUGGAAGAGGUAGCCAUCACCACAAUACGCCUACUACGACCACUAUGCCAUCGUCGUCGUCGUCUUCGACGCCUUCACGGAGCAACGGAAAGCAACAGCAGCAGCAUCACCAACAGCAACAGCCUACUAGUAGGCAGGCAGCUGUCGAUCCUCCGAUAACAAACUUUUUCAGGGCCAUCAAACGAUCUUCACAACCGUCGAGCAUAUCUCCCACACCGGCCAAAAUUGCCAAAAGUAGCAAUGGCACUGGCAGCAUCAAGACGACACCACACUCUACCUGUUCGACCCCGACGUCCUCGAUAUCGUCCUCGUCAUCCAAAAAGCGUUACUCGGAUCGAACUAGGUACGAUACGUCGCUCGGGCUGUUGACGAAAAAGUUCAUCGAUUUGUUAAAUGCAUCGCCGGACGGCGUGGUCGAUCUUAAUAUUGCGUCCACGCGGUUGAAGGUGCAAAAGCGGCGCAUCUACGACAUUACCAACGUGCUCGAGGGCAUCGGGAUGCUGGAGAAGAAGUCGAAGAACAACAUCCAGUGGAAGUGCGGCAAUUCGUUGUGCAAUAUCGACCGGAACGCGCGGAUACAGCGUGAACGCUAUCGGCUGCAGCAGAAAGAGAACCUGCUCGAUGAGAUGAUUGUAGAGCUGCGGACGGCCACGAACGAUGACAUGCUGCGCACCAAGCACGGCUACUUUACCUGCCAGGAUCUGAACUCGAUGGAAAUGUUCCGCGAACAGACGAUCGUCGUGAUCAAGGCACCACCAGAGGCUAAACUAAUGUGGCCGGAUGUGAAAACGCCACAGGAAAUCUUACUCAAGUCGGAAAAGGGUGAAAUUGAUGUCUUCAUCUGUCCGACGGAGCCGGUCGGAACUGUCAACAGUCCGGCGGUGAUUGCCGGUGAUCCGUUGUUGGAGAAUUUCGAACCCAUCCUGUCGCCAUUCCAGCGCGCAGAUAAAACGUCCAGCCCGAAUCGAGGAGCGUCGAAGCGAUCGUCUCCUUACGCAGCCCAACGUAACCUCAACCACGCUUUGUACGAUGAAGAUUGCGAUGAAAAAACGGAUCAAGAGGAAUCGACGGGUAUACAUUCGGUAAUGGCGACGCUGUUCGGAUCGGCCGCACCAACCGAUGGGCAGAAGGUUGUGGUACACACCGAACGGUACGACUCGCUGCUCAAUGGGGACAAGAGCCACCGCAACGACGGCGAGGAAGAUGACGAUGACGAAGACGACGACGAUGACGAACAAACCGAAGCUGAGGGUUGCUACUCGAACCCAAGGCGUACGGUUCAUGCCGGCGGCGGGAUGCAUUUCAAUGCUAGUCAAAAACCAACGACGACGACGACGACGACGAUGGUCAAUGGUGCGAUGGUGGCGUCUGGCGAGAGAGUUAAAUCCGAACAUGUGCCUGAUAAUAGUAGUAAUAGUAACGGUAGAAGCGCCAUGCACACCACGACCAUGGGAACGUUUGUCGGCAGCAGCGGUAAUGCGAUGCUGGGUCAGGGUGUAUCGUCCGGUGGUGGUGCCGGUGGUAGUGGCGUGAUGGGCAACGGCAGCGUGGGGGUUAAUCACAACAACAAUAUCAACGGCGGCGGCAAGCUGAUGCCGGAGGAGAUCACGAACGUGAACGCGUCCCUGUCGGAUAGCAAGCUGAGUCCGAACCUGUUCCAGUUCGAUUUCCCCAUCAGUGGUCUGUCCGCGCUCAAGACACCGAGUGCCAAGUCGUCCCCGGAGAAUCUUCAGCGGUACGGAAUUCCGGACUUUGACUCAAUGCACGAUCUGGAUAUUUUCCUACCGUUGGAACCGACUGCCGACUACAACCUGUCGAUGAACGAAUCGGAGGGUGUCUUCGAUCUGUUCGACUUUAACUGAUGAAGCCGCAGUCGAUUGCCGUAACUAUCGGCUGUUGUUGUGCGUCGCGUCCUGUACAAAUAUCCCCCGUAUGUCGUUUUUCUUAUCCUACACCUCACCAUCAACAUCAUCCACAUCAUCAUGAAAUCUACAAACACGACACGCGGCGUUUUCGACAACGAGCAGCCACGUGUCAUUAUCAUGCCGUGCGAUAGUGAUAGGAAUGAUACAAAGCGAAAAAGGUAGUAGCGGGAAGAAGGGCAGUGAGGCAUACAAUUCAACAACAGCAACACACGACGGUCGGUAGUUGAUCCGUUUUGUUAGUGCAAGGUAAGGACACACUAGAAAAUUAAGCAAAGAGAGUUUCUCGUUUGAUUAGCACGACGGUCUCUCCGGUACGGCAAUUGUGCUGUGCUUAUACACCAAUCCGUGGCAUCUUUCCCCCCUCGUUCUACGUCCACUGCGCUUACCACCAGGCGACUUGUCGGGUCGGUCCUUUUUCGUACACAAAUCAUUGGCGGUUUUCGAAGAAAGACGUUCAACAGAAGGGCGCCCACAAAAGUAACAACAGCUCCACGAGGAUGGUUUAAAUAAUCGACGGAUGGGAGCGGAUAGGACAGAAUAGGUUUUUAGAUUCCCGACCCUCCCACGCUUCGAACCCUUUAUUUUGUUACACAAUUUUGUUAGAUGGUUUGUUUUCUGUUUAGCAUUUUUUUCUUUCUUCUAGAGAUCAGGUUAUUUCUUUUGAUAAGUAUUUUCUUUUGUUGAAUUAUUUGUUUCCGAUUGUCGGUUUUUUAUUUUGCAUCCCCAGUUUCCCCUCUUCUCCCGCAGAACUGAGAGUUGUGUAAUAUUAGAUGUCUAAGGGUCGCACGGACACACGGAGUAGGUCGCGAAAGCGAAAGUUUAUCCUGAACACUCUUGGUUUUUGUUAAUGGUUGGAAGAUUCCCUCUCGCCAUAGGAAAGGAAUAAAAUCAGGGCAAAAGGAGGGAAAAGAAAAACAAAACCCCCCUUAUCGAGAGGAUGGUUCAGCGAGGUAGAAACUCUUUACGCGGAGCGUAACAGUGGGGAACAACCCGGGAUAUCGCACGGUACAAAUGUGCAUCCAAAAAAGGGGGAAAGACUUUUAUAUUCGUCAUUCACAUUUAAUAGUUACUUUUAUACACGGUACCAUGUACAUAUAGUUAAGGUUUGUAAAUUAUUUCAAAUAAACUGUUCCGGAUGCUAUUAAAAGCGGAACCGACGUCGGACUAGAGGAAGGAAAAAAACACAAGUUCUUUUAGUUUUGUUUCUCUUCAGGGCCACCCGGAAAGGGUUAGAAAAUGUGUCGACUAGCUAAGAUAUUAACAAAUAGUAGCAACACAACAAGCGUGCUCUUUCGAGCGCCUAACCUCUUGCAGGACAAACUAAUUUGGAGAAAAAAACUACAAACUAAUUUGUGACGAGACUGGCUCAGCACAUUCAACAAAUCGCGAGAAAAAAGCACACACUGAACCUCCGACAGUUUCUUCUGUAACAUAAAACUAGACAAAAAUAGUAACAGGGCACAGAAACACUCUGGAGAAAAAAAAAGAGAAAAGCAGUAGCGGAGAAAGAGAAUACAAA